This is a messenger RNA of Spirodela intermedia, 531 nucleotides long. The record is from the annotation of a GenBank genome assembly. Lineage: Eukaryota; Viridiplantae; Streptophyta; Magnoliopsida; Alismatales; Araceae.
AUGAAAAGGGCGAGAACGGGAGAGGAGGGAGAGCUGGACAGCGUGAACAUGGCGAGCGUGCUGAUGCUGCUAUCCCGCGGCGCCGGCAGCGAGGAGGCGACGCACCAAUCGGGGCGGGUCUUUGAGUGCAAGACAUGCAACCGGAAGUUCCCGUCCUUCCAGGCGCUGGGCGGCCACCGCGCCAGCCACAAGAAGCCGCGGCUCACCGCCGGCGACCAGAACGGCGCAGCGCAGCAGGCCCACGCCGGCAAGCCGAGGGUGCACGAGUGCUCCAUCUGCGGCCUCGAGUUCUCCGUCGGGCAGGCGCUGGGCGGCCACAUGCGGCGCCACCGAGCCGCCGCUGAGGGCUUCACCCUCGCGCUGCUUGAGAAGAAGCCUUCCGCCGUCGAGAAGGAGAAGAAGGGCGGUGCCGCCGUCCCCGCCCCCCGGUGCCUGGACUUGGACCUGAACCAGCCACCGACGGAUAGCGAGAUGGACUUCCGAUCUCUCCCUUUCGGCCUCGGUUUUCCCAUGGUCGGCUGCUUGUAUUGA